CGUACUUACCGUUUCCCCGACUCCUCUGUUACCUUUGCGAUAGCCUGGGCGUUGUGCGCUUUCCAUGGAUCUCGGAUUCCCAUCGUACGACGAACCUAGCCCUGGCUGGGGCUCGUCAGACCCGGCGAGCACCGGAGACAUCAUUCAGGAUGCAAUCAAGAAGGAAAGGCUCGUAAAAGAGAUCACUGCAGCGCAGGAGAAUCUACGAGCUCUGCUAGACAGGGUACGCAGCGUCCAGGGAGACGUGGACAAGCUCUUGUCCGAGAACGAGACGUUGCAGAUGUACAUCGACAAUCUGACAAUGCAGAUGGCAAAGCGCCGCUGAAGUCUUACAUGAAACGUAUAUCAGACGGACGAUUGUUGUUCUCACAUGCAGGACUUGUCCCGGAUUGAACGCUGAGAAGUCGUCCAGUCGUUUGUGAACAUUCGCACCAGCCUGGAUGUAUAGAAAUAACGUUGAUGUGAUAUCUGACCCAAGUUACAGUCAAUCCCACAACCUAGAAUCACUACUACACCCCAGUUACCCAUACCACCGACGGGGUGCAUCCAGGUUGGCUUUCCUCGACGUCUCCACUAUGCACAUGCUGAAUACAUGCAGGUAUUCUGGCUAGCUGCGCUGCGAGUGUUUGAGUGGUAGGACGCAUUGAGACGUCGAUUCGACGAUUGCACUUAUACCGGGAAGGUGCGUAUUGGCGCCCUCGGCAGGCUCAGUUGGUAUUGAGGU
Molecule: messenger RNA, 724 nt
Organism: Fomitopsis serialis
Lineage: Eukaryota; Fungi; Basidiomycota; Agaricomycetes; Polyporales; Fomitopsidaceae
Exons: 4
Coding region: 65-325 (86 amino acids)
Source: RefSeq, a predicted model, not a curated record